UCUUUGAUCCAGCACAAAAUGAGCUUUUUUGACAAGAAGGAUAUUGAUGGUGUAUUAUAUGAACUGCUCAGAUCUCCAUGGCUGCAGGCUCUCCUAAAGGUAUAUGAAUGCCUUCAUCAGUAUAUAAAGAGAAGGCCAGUUUCAUUCAUAUCCCAGGCACAAGAAUUGAUGCAUGAGGUAGUGGAGUUGCUGCAUAGAGGUCAACAAUCUCCAGAAAUUAAAGAACUAAGACAACUUCUACAAGGUCCUCACUUCAAGGCAUUGUUAUUAGCUCAUGAUACUGUGGCCCAGAAGGAUUUUGAACCUAUGCUUCCACCUCUGACAGAAAACCUCCCUGAAAAUGAAGAGGCCAUGAGGAUUGUCUGUCUGGUGAAAAACAAUCAACCUCUUGGUGCCACAAUUAAACGCCAUGAGCUGACAGGUGAUAUUACAGUAGCAAGAGUAAUCCAUGGAGGUCUGGCAGAUAAAAGUGGGUUGUUAUAUGCUGGAGACAAACUUGUAGAAGUGAAUGGAAUCCCAGUGGAGGGCCUGGAACCAGAGCAAGUCAUACACAUUCUGGCUCUAUCACAAAGUACCAUCAUGUUCAAGCUGAUUCCAGGUUCUGAUCGAAUCAUCAGCAAUCAAACAACACUCUAUGUGCGUGCAAUGUGGGAUUACUGCCCUCGUCAGGACCCACUCAUUCCAUGUGCUGAUGCAGGACUGCCAUUUAAAAAAGGAGAGAUUCUUCAGAUUGUAGACCAAAAGGACAUUCUGUGGUGGCAGGCAAGGAAAGUCUCCAACCUCAAAGUUUGUGCUGGACUCAUCCCUUCCAAUCAUCUUAUGAAGAGGAAACAGCGAGAAUUCUGGUGGACUCAUCCCUUCCAUCCCCUUUCUUGCCUCAAAUCAACCAUCUUGAAUAUUGCGGAAGAAGAAGAUGACAUGCAGAUUGAUGAGAAGUGUGUAGAAACAGAUGAGGAGACUUUUGAGUCUGAGGAACUUAAAGAAGGUAAAGAAGAAUUCAUUGGAUCUGGUCAGCCAGUGUUCAUUACUGGGUUCCGAAGAAGUAUGCGUCUGUGCCGUAGGAAAUGCAACUACAGACACCUGGCAUGUCACACACAUUGUCUCAACAGUUGCUACUGUGCUGCGGCAGUACCUUAUGAAGAGGUGGUGAGAUAUCAAAGGCAACCAGGUGAUCGAAACAGAUUAAUUGUACUAAUAGGUCCUUCAGGUGUUGGAGUGAAUGAACUACGGAGACAACUUAUUGGUAUAAAUCCUCACUUGUUUCGAAAUGCAGUGCCACAUACAACCCGUGCUCAAAAGAGCUAUGAAGAGAAUGGUCGAGAAUAUCAUUAUGUACCAAAGGAAACAUUUGAAAAUAUGGUGUAUAAUUACAGAAUGUUGGAGUAUGGAGAGUACAAGGGACACCUCUAUGGGACAAGUAUUGAUGCAGUACAUGCGGUGCUUGAUGAAGGGAAGAUCUGCAUAAUGGAUUUAGAGCCUUACAGUAUUCAGUUUGUUCGUACUCAUGACCUGAAACCCUACAUGAUAUUUAUUAAACCACCAAGUGUGAGCUGCAUGAAGCAGACUCGGAAAAAUGCUAGGAUAAUCACUGACUAUUAUGUGAACAUGAAAUUUAAGGAAGAAGAUCUGCAGGAAAUGGAAGAGUCAGCUAAAAAAAUGGAAACUCAGUUUGGACAAUUCUUUGAUCAAUUGAUUGUGAAUGACAAUUUACAGGAAGCUUGUCUGCAGCUAGUCUCUGCGGUGCACCAAGCCCAGAAUGAGCCACAGUGGGUUCCAGCCACAUGGAUAUGCUCAGGCUCCCAGGACUAG
Molecule: messenger RNA, 1809 nt
Organism: Pseudonaja textilis
Lineage: Eukaryota; Metazoa; Chordata; Lepidosauria; Squamata; Elapidae
Source: RefSeq, a predicted model, not a curated record